Peronospora matthiolae is the source of this 927-nucleotide messenger RNA. The record is from the annotation of a GenBank genome assembly. Lineage: Eukaryota; Oomycota; Peronosporomycetes; Peronosporales; Peronosporaceae.
AUGGCCGCUACUUAUCUGCAGCGGGAUAUCUUUGUCAUCCACUUUAAGGAUGACAACGAGCAGUGGAGCUGUCGAAAAUAUCACCCGACAAAGGUGCAGCUGCACGGUCGCGUAUUCGACACGGCCAAGGAAUACCCUCUAUCUAUCACGGCUUGCAUUGACGAUCUGCAAGCGGCUAAAAUUGAGGUAACAGACACAUUGCCGUUGGUUCUCCGUUUCUGGGGGCGCCAUUAUUCGGCAUUCUUACAUACGGACAACGCGGCAGACCUGACAUCCUUAACGGAUGACUUUAACGGCCCGAACGCAGAGCUGUCACAGCAUUCAAAGCUACCUGCGGUAGCCUGCGCUACACAAUCGGCACUACAUGUGCAGGCUUCAUCUGGUACUGGACAGGUGACAACCACUCUGACUAGCGCUAGCCAAACAACCUCGCUCGUCGUGCACUCAGACCAGGGGGAAACAAUGGAAGUGAAUGUGCUGGCGCAAAAACGGGGCCUCGUCACCUUGCAGUCUGAAGCGGAUGGCAUGGACGACGACGGGGAUCCCAGUUCCCUGGGGGCAUCUAAACCAAAAAAAGGCAGAGUCACGGUUAGUCCUCGACAGUCCGAGAUGGCUUCCUCAGACGGACGUAUUGAUCGUGAGGAGUGGCCAUCGAUUUGGUGCGCCUCAGGAUCUGAAUGGCCGGUCACGGCUGAGACGUCGUACCCUUUGGUUCAUAGUGGAACGGAGGCGUGGCUCACAACGGUGCGAAUGGAGCCAAAUCUUCUGCUCAAUCACGUACGACACUUUGUCUUUCCAGAUGAAAUACUAGCCAGCUUAUCAGACCAGGUUUAUGUGCAGUGGACAUCCAAGUGGCGACAGGAGUGCCUGGUCUCGGUUCUUCAAGCGUACCGUCUCAGGGUGAAGGAUGCCACCACCUCACAGUAG